This is a messenger RNA of Cydia splendana, 9152 nucleotides long. RefSeq lists its product as uncharacterized. The coding region runs from base 284 to 8836 and encodes 2850 amino acids. Gene Ontology annotation, biological process: regulation of transcription by RNA polymerase II. The transcript has 3 exons. The record is from RefSeq and is a predicted model, not a curated record. Gene Ontology annotation, molecular function: DNA-binding transcription factor activity, RNA polymerase II-specific; RNA polymerase II transcription regulatory region sequence-specific DNA binding. Gene Ontology annotation, cellular component: nucleus. Lineage: Eukaryota; Metazoa; Arthropoda; Insecta; Lepidoptera; Tortricidae.
AGUCGCUCAAUAAUUAAUAUAAUUAACAGAAAAAAUAACAUUCUACUACUAAUAUUUAGUGAUUAGUAAAUGAAUCUGUAUAAAUAAGACUUUGAAUAUUUUUACGCGAAAAGACAAACGCUUCAUGGAUCGUAAACUAUAGGCGGGCACUUGGCACUCUAGAUGUUUCUACUUUCUUUAGGUAGUAAGUAAAUAACACAAUAACACUAGUAAAUAGAUCUUCAUCAAGUUCAUCACAUCACAGAUGGAAAGUGGCUGAUGAGUAAAUAUGCGUCAUGAAUAAAUGCGGGAAAGAAGCGUUUUUAAAAUGGCAGAUGAUUUUGAUAAAGAAGCUCCGGAUGUAAUGGAGAAUCAAAUCAUAACGGAAAACCCGCUUGAGUUUUCUGUAAUUGUUAUAAAAAAAGAAGUCCUCAAUUUUUACGAUAGUGAAUUUGAAUCUACAACAAGUUCAGUUCAAGAUAGAAAACCAUAUUUACAAGAGGAAAUUGUACCAAAUUCCUUUGAUGCUCUAAGCUCAGAAAUUCCUGACAGCGACAUAUAUCAAGAUGAUCUUCUCAACUCCAACAAAAUUAUAUUUGGGUCUAAGUCGAACUUAGUUUCCGAUGAUGAAGACCAUUGUGAAUAUUCUGAUAAACUUUAUCCGGAAAAUGAGCUGUCCUUCGCAAAGGAUCCAAAACUCCAUCCAGAUUCAAUAGACGAAAACUAUUUUGAAGAGUUGGUAACAUCUUACGAACCAAAGGUUGAGUUGCUUGAUAUACAGUCUUAUUUACACAAAUCGAGAAGAUAUUGUGCCACUUGUGGAAUUUUAUUUCCAGAACUUAAUGCUUUUGAGAAGCAUGUACGAAUAUAUCACAAAGCGAGUGACUUAAAUAAACGCCGUAUAUAUAAAUGCACAAUUUGCGACAAAAAAUUCGUUACGCCUCAGGUCUUAAGAAAUCAUAGAAGUAAUAUUCAUAAAUUGAAUAAUGGAAAAAUAUUACAAAGAUCAAAAUACAGACGUGUCUUGGAUAAAACGACGCAGCAACAUAGAUGCACAAUUUGUGCGAAAAAUUUCGUUGCACCUCAUGUAUUAAGAACGCAUCUUAUUAAUAUUCAUAAAAUUAAUUAUGGGGGAGUUCCACGUGAAAUAAUUCAAAAUACCGAAAACAAUACUACGAAGGAGUUAGAUAGUCAAAUUGUGAACCAUGAACAAACUUUGGGAUGGAGUAAUACAUGUUUUCAUUGCAAAAAAACAUUUGAUACACAGAAGUGUCUCAUUGAACACUUGUACGAUAUUCUACAGAUGAAAAGAAAAAAUACAGAAAUUGUUCCAGUAUUGAAGUCAAUUUUGUUUAAAUGCAAUAAAUGUGACAUCAAUUUUACUUCAUCACAAUUUGCAGCAAACCAUGCUGAGCAUAUGGAAAUGUUAAUUAAUUGGAAGUGUACUAUCUGUAAUCGAAUAUUCAAAAAAGAAGAUGCUUUAAGUCACGAAAGACAGCAUUCGGUUUCGAACAACUUCUUAGUAUACAAUUUGGGUGAUCUAGAUGUCACUAGAAUUUUAUACAAGUGUUCUAAAUGCGCAGUACACUUUACUGAAAGUAACUUUCUUUAUCAUUUCCGAGACUGUGGUCUAGAAGUUUCUAAACCCAUACACUGCAGAAUUUGUAACAUGUCAUUGGAUUACAACAUAAUAACCUCUCAUGAAUCUGAAAAUCAUACGGAACCUAACUAUUAUACUAUUAUCGAAAGUGAUGUAAUUUCAGAUAACCCGGUGAAGUUGACGGCAAAUAAAUAUCAAGAAAAGGAUAAGUUACAAGAAUUAAAUGAAUCGUUGUGUGAAGCGAAAGUUGUUUUACAAAGAAUCGAUUCGAAUAAAGUCAACAAAUCUAAUUCUGUAAAAUGGUCCUCCGAUCAGUCUCUCAGCGAUCUGGAAUCCAGUACUUACGAACAAACUAGUAAUUCGCCACAAAAACUGCAGAAAGAUACCAAUGCCUCUGGAUUUUGUUCAACUGUAGAAACUACAGUAAGAAAUCAAAAAAAGAUUGAUUUGCGUCCAAAGAAUCAUCUAACAUAUUACUACUGCGAGACUUGUAAAUGCUUCGUAAGCAGAUUAAAGAAAAAAAACCACUUAGAAGCACGCUGUAAAGAAAAAUCCAAAGGGACUUGCAAACGAUGUGGUCUUACGUUCACUACUGCUUCUUUGAUGACACACAGAAGACUACACAAGGAAAGGAAAGACUUGACAUUGAAGAGUUUUAAAUUCUUUAACCUGUACAACGGGCAGCCCAUUAAUCCUGCCAAGCCUGAAUUUGUAAAUACAAAACAACCUAUAAAAACGCAACUGGGAAGGCGUAAUAUGACAUAUUACUAUUGUGAGACUUGUAAAUGCUUUUUAACUAAGUUUAAUAAAGCCGUAUUCCAUAAACGUAAGUUAUGUAAAAAAAUUGCCAAGGCGAAUUGCAAGCAUUGUGGCCUUUUGUUUACAAGUGCAUCUAUAAUGACACAUAGACGUCUACACGAGGAAAUGAAAGACUUGACAGUGAAGAAUUUUAAAUUGUUUAACCUAUACAAUGGUCAACCCAUGGAUCCUCCUGUACUGGCACCGGAAAUCAUAAGUUUACAACAACCUGUGAAUAAUGAAACUGAAAUCGGACAUAUAAAACGACCUGCGCAUAAUGGAGACAGGAGUACGAAGAAAGUUGUGAAAUAUUACUUCUGUGAAACUUGUAAGUGCUCCGUAACCAACCAUAAGAAAAAUGUCCACUUAGAGGCACGGUGCAAGGACUUAACUAAGUCGACUUGCAAAUACUGUGGUCUAACGUUUACAAAAGCGUCUAUGAUAACACAUAUGCGACUACACAAAGAACGGAAAGGUUUGUCAUUGAAAAGUUUUAAGUUUUUUAAUCUUUACAAUGGCUUGCGCAUGAGUCCUCCAAUACGUGAAGUUAUAAAUUUAAAUGAACAUGUAAAAACACUCAGUGAUUUGGAAUCCAGUUCUUACGAACAAACUAGUAAUACACCACAAGAACUGCAGAAAGAUAACAAGGCCUAUGGAUAUUGUUCAGCGACAGAAACUACAGUAAGACACCAAAAGAAGCUAGAUUUGCGUCAAAAUCGUAAUCUAACAUAUUACUACUGCGAAACAUGUAAAUGCUUCGUAAGCAAAAUAAAGAGUAAUAUCCACUUAGAAGCACGCUGUAAAAAAUUUCGUAAAGAAACUUGCAAACUAUGUGGUCUUACGUUCACUACUGCGUCUUUGGUGACACAUAAUCGACUACAUGAAGAAAAAAAGGACUUAUCUUUAAAUAAUUUUAAAUUCGCUAACCUCUACAAUGGCCUACCCAUGAAUCUUCCUGUACCUGGAAAUGCGAUUAUAAAGGGAACUGUGAAAAAUGCAGCUGAAUUAAAAAAAAAAAAACGAUCUGCGAAAAGUAUCAAAAACUGGCAAACAAGGCGUAAUCUUACAUAUUAUUAUUGUGAGACUUGUAAAUGCUCCGUAACCAAAUUUAGAAAAGAGGUCCACUUAGAGGCACGAUGUAGUAAAUUGACUAAAACGACUUGUAAACUCUGUGGUUUAAUGUUUACUAAACAAUCUAUGAUUACACAUACGCGUCUACACGAGGAAAAAAAGGACAUUUCAUUGAAGAAUUUUAAAUUCUUUAACCUGUACAAUGGCCAACCAAUAAAUAUUCCUGUACUCGAGGUUGCAAAAACACCUUUACAUAGUGAAGCUGAAGUUGUAAAGCGACCUAUUAACGUAGAAGCUAAAGAUGAAUGCUUAUUAGAACCUGUGAGCGACAAUGAUGACUUUGAUAAUGUAAACCGACCUGUAAACAUAGAAGGAGAAUAUAUAUGUUCUAAUCCACCAAUAAACAAUGAAGCUGAUGUUGAAAGUAUAAAACGUCUUUUAAACAAUGAAUCUCAAAGUGGAAAUUUAAAGCCACCUAUAAAUAUUAUACCUGAUGUAGAGAGUAUAAUAUUGCCUGAAAACAACGAUGAUAUGGUUAUAAAUACAAAAUGCCGCUCAAACAUUCAAGCUGCAGUUGAAAAUAUAAUAGGAUUAGUCUACAAUGAAGCUGAAGUUGAAGGUGUAAAACAAACUAUAAACAUAUCCAUGAAUCUUCCUGUACCUGGAAAUGCGAUUAUAAAGGGAACUGUGAAAAAUGCAGCUGAAGUAAAAAAAAAUAAACGAUCUGCGAAAAGUAUCAAAAACUGGCAAACAAGGCGUAAUCUUACAUAUUAUUAUUGUGAGACUUGUAAAUGCUCCGUAACCAAAUUUAGAAAAGAUGUCCACUUAGAGGCACGAUGUAGUAAAUUGACUAAAACGACUUGUAAACUCUGUGGUUUAAUGUUUACUAAACAAUCUAUGAUUACACAUACGCGUCUACACGAGGAAAAAAAGGACAUUUCAUUGAAGAAUUUUAAAUUCUUUAACCUGUACAAUGGCCAACCAAUAGAUAUUCCUGUACUCGAGGUUGCAAAAACACCCAUACAUAGUGAAGCUGAAGUUGUAAAGCGACCUAUUAACGUAGAAGCUAAAGAUGAAUGCUUAUUACAACCUGUGAGCGACAAAAAUGACUUUGAUAACGUAAACCGACCUGUAAACGUAGAAGGAGAAUAUACAAGUUCUAAUCCACCAAUAAACAAUGAAGCUGAUGUUGAAAAUAUAAAACGUCUAUUAAACAAUGAAGCUCAAAGUGGAAAUUUAAAAUCACCUAUAAAUAUUAUACCUGAUGAAGAGAGUAUAAUAUUGCCUGAAAACAACGAUGAUAUGCUUAAAAAUACAAAAUGCCUCUCAAACAUUCAAGCUGCAGUUGAAAAUAUAAUAGGAUUAGUCUACAAUAAAGCUGAAGUUGAAGGUGUAAAACAAACUAUAAACAUUGAAUCUGAGGUUUUAAAUACAAAAUACCCCUCAAACAUUCAAACUGAUAUUGAAUAUAUAAAUCUAAUUGUGAAUAAUGAGGUUGAAGUUGUAAAUACCCCUAUACAUAGUGAUGCUGAAGUUGUAAAGCGACCUAUUAACGUAGAAGCUAAAGAUGAGUGCUUAUUACAACCUGUGAGCGACAAAGAUGACUUUGAUAAUGUAAACCGACCUGUAAACAUAGAACGAGAAUAUAUAUAUUCUAAUCCACCUAUAAACAAUGAAGCUCAAAGUGGAAAUUUAAUACCACCUAUAAAUAUUAUACCUGAUGUAGAGAGUAUAAUAUUGCCUGAAAACAACGAUGCUAUGGUUAUAAAUACAAAAUGCCUCUCAAACAUUCAAGCUGCAGUUGACAAUAUAAUAGGAUUAGUCUACAAUAAAGCUGAAGGUGAAGGUGUAAAACAAACUAUAAACAUUGAAUCUGAGGUUUUAAAUACAAAAUACCCCUCAAACAUUCAAACUGAUAUUGAAAAUAUAAAACGAAUUGUGAAUAAUGAGGUUGAAGUUGAAAAUUUAAAGCGAUCUAUAAACAUUGGAACUGCAGUUGAAAAUUUAAUAAGACCCAUAAAUAAUAAUUCCGAAGUUGACAAUUUUGAAAACCCUAUAAUCAAUGAAGCCGAAGAUACAAACAUUGAACUCCCUGUAAACAGUGAAUCCCUUUCGAACAAUAAAGCUCUAGAUGAAAGUAAAUAUCGACAUGUAGACAAUGAAGAUGAAAAUAUUGCACGACCUGUGAAUCUUGGCACAACAUUAAUAAAUCGACCUGUAACAUACGAAGAAGACAACGAUAUGAGUACAAAGUUUAGUCAGAAAUACUACUUCUGUGAAACUUGCAAAUGCUUCGUAACCCACUUUAGAAAAAAUACCCACUUACGGGCUCGUUGCAAGAAAUUAGCGAAAAUGACUUGCAAACACUGUGGUCUAACGUUUACCAACGGUUCUAUGCUGACACAUAGACGUCUUCACGAGAAAAAGGAAGACUUAACAUUAAACAAUUUUAAAUUCUUCAACUUAUACAAUGGUCAACGAAUGAAUCCUCCUAUACAAGAAGUUGUGGGCAUUGAACAAAGUGAAGACCUCGAAGUUGUGAAUAUAACAAAACCUUCACACAAUGAAACUGAAGCUCUACACUUAAAAUUACCUGGAAACGAUAAAGAUUGGCGUACUAAAAUUAAUAUGACAUUAUACUAUUGUGAAACAUGUGAAUGCUUCGUAACUAAAUAUAAAAAAGUUUUCCACUUACAGGCACGUUGCAAGAACUUCACCAAAGUGACUUGCGAACGUUGUGGUCUAACGAUUACUAGCAAUUCUAUAAUGACACAUAUACGCCUACAUGAAGAAAUGAAAGAGUUCACACUAAAUAAUUUUAAAAUUUUUAACCUUAACAAUGGUCAACCUAUGAACUCUCAUACACUGGAAGUUCUAAUUAAGAAACGGAAUGUAAAUAUUAAAGCGGAAGUGUCAAGUAUAAAACCUGCAGGUAAAGAAGGUAAAAUCAUAAAUUUAAAACGAUCUUUAAACAUUAAAGCCAAACGUCCAAGGCGUAAUCUAAGCUAUUACUUUUGUGAAACUUGUAAAUGCUUCGUGACCAAGUUUACAAAAAAUGCACAUUUACAGGCCCGUUGCAAGAGUUUUUCAAAAAUUAUUUGCAAACUCUGUGGUCUAAGGUUCACCAAAGCAUCUAUGAUGACACAUAAACGUUUACAUAAGGAAAACAAAGACUUAUCGGUCAAAAAUUUUAAAUUCUUUUAUCUAAAUAAUGGUCAACCAAUGAAUGCUCCUGUAUCUGAGGCGGUAAAUAGAAAUCGACUUGUGGACAAACUCAAUCUGUCAAAUUACUAUUGUGAAACUUGUAAAUGCUUCGAAACCGAGAUGGGGAAAGGUGGUCACAUACACGAAAAUUGCAUAAAUAUGGCAAAAUUACCUUGCAAAUACUGUGGUCUAAUAUUUAGUAGCGCUUCUUUUGUACUACAUAAAAGUCUACAUGAGGAAAGAAAAAACUUGACAUUAAACAAUUUUACAUUCUUUGACCUGCAAAAUGGAAAACACAUCAAUCCACCUUUACCUGAAUAUCCAAAAUGUAUCUCUUGUGCUGUACAUUUUCUAACUAUAACAGCUAAGAAUAGCCACAUAUGCAGCGAAGUAUCGUCUUUAACUUGCCAUAUUUGCGAAAUCAAACUAUCCGAAGCCGCUUUUAAAUUGCAUAUGACUUUUCACCAAUUUAUAACAGAUAACACUAAGAUGAUAGAAUCAAAUAAUGUGCAAUCUGCUAGCAGUGCUAUUACUAUCAGUUUAGAUCAAAUAGAUAUUGACCAUCACGGAACUCUUAAAAACGUCACUAACACAUCCAAUGACGAAAGCCACGAAACAGAGUUACAUAACUCCGUUGGGGUCGCCGAAGCGUCAUUACUAAGUACUCCAGGUAGUAUAGUAUAUAUUUGUCGAAAUUGUUCGGUUUCUGUUGAUACAUAUGAUAAAGCAGUAGAGCACAGUCAAAGACAUUACGAGCCUGGAGAACAUGUGACACAAACAAUAGUUUGUGAGUUGUGUAACUUAAACAUUGACGAAGCAUGUUACAUAGAACAUCAAAAUGUACAUGAAAAUGGAAGCCAGUUCAAAUUGUUAUAUUUUGACAGUUAUUAUUUGCCUGCAGAUAAUAACUUGUGGGUAAAACAUAUCUUUCAAACUUUGCCAAAUGAAAAAAUCGUAGAAAUUUUGAGAAAUUCUAUAUACAGGUUCGAGUGUAGGAUUAAGAUGGAUGUCAUACAACAAGGAGAUCCUAAUUUAACUGUUUAUAAAUGUGAUCAGUGUGGCUGUUUCAUUGAACCAAGUUCUUUGUUUAAGCAUUCAGAUAAUGCUUGUUUUAAGCUGAGAAAUCAUCCCUGUACUUUAUGUGGUAUACCUUUUAACUCGUCUGCAUCGAGAAUUGACCACGAACAAAUUCACAAUCGUCCUAACCUUACAAUGGAGUCGUAUAGGAUAGUUGUUUUCAAUCGGGAACGGGACUUGCAGAUAAAUCGUUCUUUUUGUUUGCGUAAAAAUUACGUUUUAUAUAAAUGCAGGAACUGUGAUGUAAUCAUUGAUAAACUUCGAGAAGAUGUUCAUAAAUGUGACUUCACUAAUGUAAAGGAGUGCCCAGAUUGCGCAUUGCUAAUGAAUAUGACGGACUAUGAAAGUCAUGUGAAUAUGCACAAAGAAUUUAUCAGUUUUAAUUAUAGCAAUAUGAAAGUGAUUCUCCUCGGCGAAGCGAAUACUUUGGAAGUGACGAGUGAAAAUAUCUCAAAAUUAAAAUUCAAAGGAGCAAUUUAUGAUUAUAAAAUGUUUGUAUGUAAUAAAUGUGAGAUUUGUAUUAGGAAUGAGGAGUUCAUGCUUAAACAUAUCUGUCGUUUUGGAAAACAACGGUCAAAGUGUUUAAAAUGUGGCUUGUAUCUUUCUGUUGGAAGAUUGAAGACGCAUACAAGGUGUCAUGAACAAGAUCCUGAUUUUCUUCGGUCGAAUAUGUACAUAAUCGCAUUUGAUCCGUGCAUUUUUGAUAAGAAUAAAAAUGACACUAAAUUGUAUAGCAAAGAUAAAGACUCUGAACUCUCAGAAAGCGAUACCGAUUCUGAUUCAGAAAUUUUACGUGCAAAUUAUACAAGUACGGGCGAUGAUGCAAAUACAGUAGGAUUGACGACAGAACAUAUCGAAGAAGAAACUGCAAAGCUUUACAAGUGUACUUGUGAGUUGCAUUUUUUAAAUGAAGAUGGUAUAUCUAGGCAUUUUGGUGCGUGCAGAGCAAAUUCCAAUAUACCUAAACUAAAAUGCCAAAAAUGUGACUUACUAUUUACUCCAAAUGUCUUGUUUACUCAUCUGUUAGCUCAUCACAAUAAUAAUGGUCGCCGUUAUAAGUAUGAUAUAGUUGAAUUUGAUUCCAAUCAAGGGAAUAUGAUUCAGUAAACCAUACUUUAAGAUUGGCAAAUUUUUUAUCUAAAAUAUUCGAUUCUAAUACUGACUUUAAAAGGGCAAAUCCAGAUCUUUAGGUACCUAAUGUUUAUUACGAGUAGUGUCAUAUACAUAGAAUUAAGGAUCUCUUGCUAACGCUUAUAAGUCUUAUAGCAUAUAAGGUCUAAGUAAAAAUGUGUAUAUUUGAUUUCCUAUCUUAAUUUAUAAAUAACUAAAUGUAUUGUUUUGCUAAGUAAUCUUUGAUAAACGUUCAUUAUUUGUUAAAUAUAUAUGUUCUAAUAUAUAAGAAAUGUUGAUUAGUACCCAUACC